UCAUAAUAUUGUUCUCUCGUUUGUCUCGAGCUACGCGUGCAACAUAAUAGUAUGGUGGUGAUGAGGAACUGCCCGAAACCUAUCCCAUCGAGAGAAAAUCUAGCUGUUGUGUAAAUAGCGCGUAGUGGUGUCUGCGCGUGUGUUAUGCGCAUUCGCGGGGACAGAUGAGCGCGGGAUCGCGGUGGUCAGACGCGAGGGGACUGUAGCACGGAUGCUUCUACGAGAAACGUUGAAUGGAGUUUAUACAAAGUGUUGGGUAGCGUACAAUUAACGUUCUUCGCGCGUCUUCCUUCAUUCAAACACGUAGAAUAAGGGUUCGGUCCCAAGGGGACCUCACGAUGGACGGGGCCAACGUGAAUGGCGGGAACGCCGAGGAGGCGCGCGAUAAUCCUAACCUAGAACUCAUUGGAAUGUCGGAGAUUGAAGAGACGCAGGUUAAAGUGGAAUCAAUUGCAAUAAUGGACGGUCAAGAAGUGAACGGUGACGUUAAAGGUUCAUCGAAAAGGAGUCCUACUCCGGUCGUUAGAAGAAAGUUAAGGAAGUUCAAGGCCAAUUCGACUAGUACCAUUGAAAGUGAUACAAGUACAAAGGAACGCAAGCGUAAGCUUUCCGAACUUGAUGAUGUUAGCUCUGAGGAGUCUAUGGAAUUCAAUGGAUUUGAUGCACAGUGGGCUAAUGAAAUGGAACCAGGCAGCAAUGUUCUGAGAAAAUUAAUUGCUGAAGCUGAGGUGGCAGAAGCCCAAUUGGUAAAACGGUAUAGAUAUAGCACGAAAAAGAAUUUUGAUGGGAGGAAUGAUGAAGAUUCAGAUGACAAUAGAAUGCAUAAUUAUGAUACUGAACAUAUGUUAUAUAUACACAAAAUAAAGAAGGAAAAAGAAUCUGAUAGAUCUGAAACAGAUUCAAUCGGAUUACCAAAUACUGUGGAAUCUGAAACAGACGUACAAAAAACAGAAGAAACUUCAGUUAAGUCAACAAACUCGUCUGCUGCUAGUAGUCCAGCAACAUCACUGAAAUCUAGAGGUAGUCGUAUGACGCGUGUAGUCAGUCCAGGAAGUACGGUAAAACAAAAAGUGGUUGUUGAUAUGUCAAACCCUGCGUUCAAAGAACCUUUUAAAUAUGGUUGGAAGAGAGAGUUAGUGUUUAGAGCAAGCACUGAUUCAACCCUUAAAAGAAUGGCUGAUAUAUACUAUUAUACACCAAAGGGGAAAAAAGUUCGAAGUUUCAGAGAAGUUGCAGAAUUUCUUAACACGAAAGAGUUAACUAUUGAUAACUUCACAUUCUUCAAAGAACCAAUUGGUAUAGACGAUCCUGAGAAGGAAAUUAUUCGAGAUGCAAAAAGAAUGAGAGGAUCUGUAGCAGCAACGCCGCCAAGGAAAAGCCUGACAUAUAAAAGAAGUACACCUGGAAGGAAAGCUGCGGAACCAUCACCUCCUGCUCCUAUAUCUGUGCCUACAAAAGCUUCUAAAUCGCCAAAAGCUCAAUCAGCAGGAUUCAGAGUUAAAGUGCCUGGAAAAAGAACCCCUCAAAUAACAGAAAUAAAGUCAUCUGAAGAAAGCGAGAUGCUCCCACCGCAAAGAACUACGACCACAAGAAGAAGUCAGCAGAUCGUAGAAAAACCACCACCUCCUAAACCUAAAAGACAAUUAACGCCCAAAGUUCAAGAACCAUGCAGUAUAAGAUGCUCAACGAGUAUGGGGUUGAUACCGAGCUUGCAAUGUAGCGUGUGUCUCUGUUUAUACCAUCCUGAGUGUGUUGGUGGUACGGAAUUUACGGGAAGUGAUGAUUACGUUUGCAAGAACUGUCAGCAGGAUACUACUGAAUCUCAGCAACCACAAACAAAUCCAUCUUUGACACCUCCUCCGUUAAUACCAAUUAGUAUGCUAGGCGCGCAAAGUGCAAAGACAAAGCAUCAAGUAAAUUCAACUCCACCGAGAUUGCAAAGAAUUCCAAAAUCUGAUAGCACAGACUCACAGCCCCGAAAUGCUACCAAAGUUUCGAAAGCAUCCACUGCAGCAUCGUAUUCCCCUUCGAAUUCAGAGAAAAAAGAAAGCAGUUGGUAUUCACAGACAGAAAAUGAAUUUUUACAAAGUCACGAUGGAACAUUACCGAAACCAGCUCAAAAUAUUGCCCUGAUGGGAGGGAAAAAAUAUAUAGUUGUGCCAAAAAAUAAUGCCAUGGCUGUUCAGCCAGCCAUAACAGUGAAACCUGAUAAAAUUGGUGAUAAACCUCCCAUACUUCAGGAUGGUUCGCUUACUGAUAUUAUGAACACUGCGGAAAACUCAUUGAUCGCAAAGUCGCAUAUUCCAUCGUCGGUAAAUUCUUUAGGGAAAGGUUAUGUCGAUAAAUCAAGUGACAGAAAUGUGUCGAAAGAUGUAUCACAGACAGAAGUUGCUGCGUGUGCUGUAGAGGAAAGAUUUGAAGAGACGUGCAAUAACAGCAGUAAAGUAGAAACGUUGACUGCAAACAGAUUAGAAAACGAUACGUCCAAUAUAAGGACAGAUUUUACAGAAGAAGACCAGAAAUCGACGACGAGUAUCAAAUCACCUGAAAGGACGGCAAGAAAGCAAAACCAGCAGGAAAAAGAACAACAACAACAUUUUAUGGAUUCAGUCUGUGCUGGUUAUCAUGCCUUGCUACGUAUAUUCCAAUAUCUUAAGGUUCAAGAGUUGCUUCGAGCUGCUAGAGUGUGCAAAAUGUGGAGGGACUUGGCUGCACAUCCGUCACUAUGGAAAACUGUGCGAAUGAAAAAUAGUCAAGUGACGGACUGGGAUGGUUUAGCGGAUACACUGCAAAGGCGUGGUACUCAACAUUUAGACCUCCGAAAAAUGCUUGUAGCGGGCGAGUCUGAUAGCAUUUGGAAAAAGUUCUUGACAGUAAUACCACGUGUAACUAGUCUUGUCAAGUUGGAGUUAUGCAGAUGUCCUGUAAUAGUAGUAGAAGAAGUUAUAAGCAGUUGUCCUCAGCUGGAGGUGUUGAGUGCAAUGUCAAUAAAAUGCGAUUCCUUAAACUUGGAAUCGGUUGGAAAUCUCAAACGUUGUCAAGAAUUGAGGCUGAAGGCAAUUAGCGGAAUGUCUCUCCAAGAAGAUCUCACGCCUUUACAGGAACUAACACAGUUAUCGCAACUCAGUUUAACAUCCGUUAAGGAACUUGGAAAGAAGAAAAUCGAAAUAAUACAAAAUUUAUCAAACUUGGAAACAUUGGAAUUAGGAGAAUGUUCCGAUUUUCCAGACAAAUUUGGCACCACUGUUUUGAUAAAGUUACAAAAAUUGGAGCGUCUCAGGCUUGAAAAAGGGCAAGGGUCGUGUUGCACAUUCGAUAUUUUGGAGGGUGUGUCCAAGCUGCAAAAUUUGAGUCAAAUGGAGUUGGUCAACUUUGACGUUAAAAAUGGCUUCGACAAAUGUCUUGCGAAUUGUAAAAAUAUUAAAAGGCUAUUAAUUAUACCAACUUACAUAUCCCAGUCGGCAACGUCUAACAAUAUGGUGCUCGGUGGUGUUACUGAAUUGUCAAACAAUUUGACACAUUUCGUAUGGGGCGUUACACUUGAAUUACUUAGGGUUACAGAACUAUUUGUUGACCAGUGUAAUUUAAUGAGUAAACAAGUCACUGGUGAUUCGAUACCAGUUUUAAAGCCAGUACCCUGUUUAAAAUUAAUCGAAGAUGUUGAGGAUGAAAAUGACAAUCAAAAAGGUGAUGAUAAACAACAACCAAACUUAACAAAUCCUCAAGUGGACAUACUACCAUUGCCACAACUUCAAAAACUAUUAUUAACUGCGUUGCCCAAAACACGAGUUAAAAUCUUGAAGAUUCCCUUCCAUGCAACAUGGCGACAAAGCAUUUCAGACACUGCUACACAAUAGAAACGAAUUAAAUAAAAUUGUAUAAAUACACAUGCUACAAAGGAAAGAAAAUAACCCGAUAUGAGAGAAUUUGAAGUUUUGUGAAUCUGACUCCACAGUGUCUGCACAACUUAUUCCAGUUAUUGUGAAUUGGAUGAAAAGUAAUUUAAUAUUUAUGUACUAUGUGUUUUGUAGUCUUCGACAAUUCCCCUUGAAUAGUGUACUGAUACACUCCAGUAAUUACACAUACUGUUCUCGUUGAAGUUUUUAGUGAUAAAAACAGGGGACCAUAAAUGCAUUGCGUGCUGUUUCGGCUACAAAGCAAAAUACCGUGAGAGGCUGGUAUCCUUGUGUAAAUCGUCUGAACAAAGAAAAUCUUACAUUUUUUAGACUGUAAUACAUGAUACACUUUUCAUAUACAAUCCGCAGACUAUUUGAUAUACUGUAAUGUGCAUCUGCGUGAAAUGAAAUGUCUGAAUUCUAACAAAAGCGGAUGUACAUGUUUAGAAUAAUUACUGUGUGAAAAUUAAGAUUUAUGAAGGCGUCGCGCACAUUUAUUAAAAGGGGAUUGAUAAAUGAAGUUACACAGUUUUCGGUUUUUACAAAUGUGGAAAACUAUUGAAAGUAAGACGUUGAGUCAAGAUAAAUUAUACAUUUUAUUUCGUGACAUACAACGGACUUCGGUGAAUUUCUAUUGAGGUAGCAGUGAAAGAGGAAACGAAAUCAUGUGGUCUAUAGGCUCUAUUUAGAGGUUAGGCUGUAUAAAUAACGAUAUAUAUUACUGUAACUGUAUGUGUAUCUUUAAUAUUUAAGAUACGAGUUUUCCGCUGCAAAGAAGUUAAGGAGAAGUUUAUGGGUAAUGUUGUAGAAUCUGUAAUAUACUUACGGUUCUGCAUAAUUCGUAAUCAAAUAUAUUAUUAUAAAAACGUAGUGGUUUAUCUAUAUUCAGUACAAAUUGCGUAAUUAUGAUAAAUUCCCAGGCAGG
This is a messenger RNA of Dufourea novaeangliae, 4821 nucleotides long. RefSeq lists its product as uncharacterized. NCBI's taxonomy places the organism in Eukaryota, Metazoa, Arthropoda, Insecta, Hymenoptera, Halictidae. The record is from RefSeq and is a predicted model, not a curated record. The transcript has 10 exons. Gene Ontology annotation, molecular function: protein binding; DNA binding. Bases 339 to 3857 code for a protein of 1172 amino acids.